Molecule: messenger RNA, 4324 nt
Organism: Carassius gibelio (silver crucian carp)
Lineage: Eukaryota; Metazoa; Chordata; Actinopteri; Cypriniformes; Cyprinidae
Product: retinoic acid receptor RXR-beta-B
Exons: 11
Coding region: 1173-2438 (421 amino acids)
Biological process (GO): anatomical structure development; positive regulation of transcription by RNA polymerase II; retinoic acid receptor signaling pathway
Cellular component (GO): nucleus; RNA polymerase II transcription regulator complex
Molecular function (GO): zinc ion binding; nuclear steroid receptor activity; nuclear receptor activity
Source: RefSeq, a predicted model, not a curated record
UUGAGCGUUCAGACCAAAUGACACAUUUUAAUAACCAAAAGAACAUGUAGUACUUUCUGCGUGUAUAUUUAUUUAAUUAUUUGUCUAUUUAUUUAUUUGCUUGCAUUUAUUUCUUAUGUGAAUAGACUCUAGUGUCCACUAGGAGGCUUGAAUAACAAGGUAUUUGUCUGGACGCAACAUUUAUGGAGUAAACUGUAAAAUAUAGAUAAAACGAUGCUUUAAAAGAACACGAAUCGUUGCUGUCUGAAAAAUCGGCGUUUGAUGGGUGAGACUGGGGUCGAUAUGCUCAUAUAAACUUUGCAAACUUCUGUAAAAAUGACGGAAAAACAAACCAACACUUGGACGAGCUAAGCUAACGUUAAGCUAAGCUAAGACAGGUUCGGGUUGGCCGUAUUAUUUCGUCUGGCCAUUUGUGUUUCUAUUUACAAAAAAUUAAAAUAAUAAUUAUACUUCAAUAGAUUAUUUUGUGCGUUUUAAACAGGGUAUCGCGAGUGAAAGGGAGUGGCCAAGCGGUUUUCUUUUAAUCAUAAACAGUCCGUUAGCCGCCAUUAGCAUUUUAGCUAGGCUCCGUGCUGCGUGCUAAAAAAUAAAUAAUCCAAACGUUGUCAGGAGCAUCAAAAAAAUCGCUUGUUAUCGAGUUAAGAUGCGCUUAUAGCACAUAUUUUCCCGUUUUAGUUAUAUAUUAUCAAUUACAUAUGGAGUUGGCAAACAUAAGCGCUGAUAGUGUCAGUUUUGGUGGGGGUGAUGGAACAGAUUUGGGGUGCGCCUCAAAACCCAGUGAGCUCUCUACCAAGACAGCAUUUUGGGCGACAAGGGCGUGUUCGAAGUUUCGAACCUAGUGAGCUAAGUUACCUAUCUAGACUGCAUUGUAGGCCAUAAUCAGUGAUGUUAUCAACAGAAUGUUAUUAAAACUUUUGAACACUCACGAUUCCCCAGUGUGCUGUCUAGGUAGGCAAUUUCUGACUUUUUGAUACACACCCUUAGACAUCGGUCUAGUCUGCAGCAGUAAGCAGCACCAAAACGCCUUAUUUUCUUUUUUUUAAUGUACACAUCGCACUUUUUUCCCCUCAUAUUUUCUGAGAUACCCAAGAGGAAACACAUUUGAAAAGGUGGAUAUUUAGAUUAUCAACGAUCAACAGUCACCUCUCUUUCGGCCAAUCUAGUGUGCAUCUAUGAACUCCAAACCGCCCACUUCUGCUGUCGGUAGCCCUGUCAGCUCCGUAGAUUCGCCACUGUCAGUCGUCAGCUCGUCCAUCGGCUCUCCUGGCGUUCCAGGCACGCCAUCCAUUGGCUAUGGACCCAUCAGCUACUCUCAGAUAAACUCGUCAAUGUCUGUGUCUGGGUUACAUGCUGUCAGCAGCUCUGAUGAUGUGAAACCCCCUUUUGGCUUGAAGUCUGUCAGUGGCUCUGGGCCAAUGCUGUCCCAGAAACGCAUGUGCGCCAUUUGUGGUGACCGUUCCUCUGGGAAGCAUUAUGGUGUGUACAGCUGCGAAGGCUGUAAGGGUUUCUUCAAGCGCACAGUCAGGAAGGACCUGAGCUAUACCUGCAGGGACAACAAGGAGUGUCUGGUCGAUAAACGACAGCGCAAUCGCUGCCAGUACUGCCGCUAUCAGAAGUGCCUGGCCAUGGGAAUGAAAAGAGAGGCUGUUCAGGAAGAGCGUCAAAAGAAUAGGGAACGGGAUGGAGACUAUGAAUGCAGCAGUUCGGCCAAUGAGGAGAUGCCUGUGGAGAAGAUACUGGAGGCUGAGACAGCUGUAGAGCAUAGAUCAGACUUGCACUCUGAUGCCACUGGUUCACCCAAUGAUCCAGUCACUAACAUCUGCCAGGCUGCAGACAAACAGCUGUUCACUCUGGUGGAGUGGGCCAAGAGAAUCCCUCACUUCUCUGAGCUGCCCCUGGAUGACCAAGUCAUUCUGCUUAGGGCUGGAUGGAAUGAGCUCUUGAUCGCUGCCUUCUCUCAUCACUCCAUCAGCGUGAAGGAUGAGAUUCUGUUGGCCACAGGUCUACAUGUGCCCACAGACAGCACUCACAACUUAGGCGUAGAGGCCUUUUUUGACAGGGAAAGUGCACACAGUGCAGAGGUGGGAGCCUUAUUUGACAGGGUGCUGACUGAACUGGUCUAUAAGAUGCGUGAUAUGCAAAUGGACAAAACUGAACUUGGUUGUCUGCGUGCCAUAGUUCUAUUUAACCCAGAUGCCAAAGGUCUGACUACCAGUGGUGAGGUGGAGCUUCUCAGAGAGAAAGUGUAUGCAUCCCUGGAGACCUACUGCAAACAAAAAUACCCAGAUCAGCAGGGGAGGUUUGCCAAGCUUCUCCUCCGACUUCCUGCAUUGCGUUCCAUUGGCCUUAAGUGUCUGGAGCACCUUUUCUUUUUUAAACUGAUUGGAGACACCCCCAUUGACACUUUCCUAAUGGAGAUGCUUGAGUCGCCCCACUAGCUGCGGCAGAGGACAAAUGGGAGACGGGGGUUUUCUACCCUAGGUCCUGGAGAUAACUGUGACUGCACUUUUUCUUCCCAGGGGAAUUACAACAAUUGGUCAGCCUCUGGUCUGUAUUUUCUUUUUUACUUUUCUUUUUCUCUUGACUAUCUCUUAAGUGCACCAUAGAGUCUAGAGACCCAAAACUUGCCAUGAAAAAUUGUUGGUGCUACAUUUCAACAGUAAGCUAAUUAUUUUUAUAUAUAUAUAUAUAUAUAUAUAUAUAUAUAUAUAUAUAUAUAUAUAUCAAGUUUAAAACUAAUGUUUUUAAGUAUGGAUGCUCCAGUUACCUGACUGGUUUAGAAAAGUGGGGUUUACAUUUUGAUAGAACCAUUUGAGGAUUUUAAAACACUGUGGAUGAUAAGCUUUAAUCGUAUGUAAGUGUGCUUCACCAUCUCUUAAGUUUGGGUGCUUUUUUCCUGUACGGCUAAUUUAUUUUGCCACGACCUGUAAGGACUGGUCAAGUGGGUAGAUAGAUGAAUGAAUUCAUCGGGUAUUAUAGGUUUAAAUUGACAUUUACUUUGCUAGUGUGAGAAAUCUGGCAAAUAAAUCUAUAUGCAAUGAAGCUUGAAAUUAUGCAAAACUAAAAAAGGCUUAGAUGUUUAAUCUCCAAAAAAGCAAUUUAUGUGAUAUUGUGCAAUUUUAAGCCUAAAUCCAGAGGUGGAGGUGAGGGAAAUGCAAGCACUCUUUUUAUAAUUUCACGCACUCAUUUUAUUAUUAUCCCAUCAUGAGUGCCUAACUGACAUAUGCUUGAUAUGUUUUUUUAUUUUUAUUUAAUGUUUGAAAGAGGAAAGGACACACAAAAAGAUACAUUUCUGUUCAUGUCAUCAGCAGUCAUCGUACGAAGCAGGACGAUUUUCUUUCACUUUCUUUUAGUUUCGCCUGAAGUGUCCCAGGCUGAAAUAGUCUUAAACCUGCAUUGGUUUUACUAGUUAACUGUCAGUUAAUACACUCUCUUCUCUUAUCACAUAUCAGGUAACUGUGUAAGAGUGAUUGCACUACACACACAAAAAUGUCAUUCCUUUUUUUUUUUUUUUUUUUUUUUUUGAUUAGUGUCUUUUUUUCUUUUUUUUUUAUAUUACUUUUGGUGCUUCGGAAUUGACAUUUGAUAGAACAGCCCUAAAAAGUGCACAUGUAAAACUGUAAAAAGGAAAAGUACAGCUGUCUUCAGCUUUAUAGAGAAACUAAAUCUGAGCAGUAUGAAAGUCCAUUGGUGUGGACUUGCUGUUUGUAUUUGGAAAACCUUCCGACUUGAAAUUUCUACAAUUAAUUUCUUCUAGUACUGUGCAGACCCUAUUGUUCAGGGACAUUGUGUAGCUAUUGUGUAGAUAUAGACAGGCUAAGAAUCAAUAUAUAUUCUCUUGCUUUUCACUUUCUUUAGUUUGUAGUUGGCAUACAACUUGCAGUAAAGACAUCGUUUGCACUGGAUUUCACCAUGAAUCCUAGACUUUGGAUUUUGUCUUUUAUUUUCUUUCUGUGAUCUGACCUUAUUCGCUUUUCUUUUUGACCUACCAUUGAGAUUUUUAUUUUUGCCUUUCCAUGGCAUCUUUCUGUCCUUGCUGAAAAAGUUAUGGGGACAAAUGCAAGCUCACUUUUGCCAUAGAUAUAUCUAACAAACAAACAAUAAACACAAGGUUGUUUUUGUAUGGUCUUGUACAACCAACAUCUUUACUGCAUUAGGCAUGUUACAUGUCUGUCGUUGCACUAAAAUUGUCAUACAAUUAUGAUUGUAAUGAGAUUCCAUCAGUUUCGAUGUUGUCACAGCUCAUUUUAGAGGAGCUCUGUGACACUACAAAAGAACCAUCUGCUGUACAUGACCCUAAAUAAAGGUGGUGAUAUGUCUAACA